AUGCUCCGACGUAGUAUAUUUAAUAAAUCAGUUAUUUGCAUAAAUAGCCCAUUUAAUUUGUGCAAAAUAGCACCCAUAAAUACUAAUAUGUUUACUUUUUCCACUAGUGCUACCACUGAAUCGUUUGAGGGGCAUGGAAUACUUGGCACAUAUGCUAAAGCAUUGUACAAGGUGUCAAAUAACGCUAAAAAAGCUGAUAAGGUCUUGAAAGAUUUUCAAAACUUAAAUUCUAUGUGCUUGAAUAGUAAAGACUUUCAAAAUUUCAUCUUAAAACCUUCAUUAGACAAGGAAAUCAAGUUGAAAUUCCUAGGGGAGCAGUUAGAAUUUGACAAGAUAACCCUUUCCUGCAUAAGCUUGAUGUUUGAAAAUAAGAGAAUUGAUAGCCUUUCUAAGUUUGUCAAUAUAUUGGAAAAAAUCAAUUUGAGGGAGCAGGGAAAGGUCCCUUGCCAAGUUUUACAUGCACAAGUUUUAUCGCAAGAGAAUAAGGAAAAAAUUAAGGCAGCUCUUUAUAAAAGACUGGGAAAUAAUAAGGAGCCUGUGAUCGAUUUUAUAGAAUCUCCAGAAAUAAUGGGAGGAUUGAUUACUAAAAUAGAUGGUAAAGUAUUGGAUUCGUCUGUUGCCGGGAAAUUGAAUACAAUUAAUAAGAUUCUUAACUCGUAA
Molecule: messenger RNA, 660 nt
Organism: Babesia microti strain RI
Lineage: Eukaryota; Apicomplexa; Aconoidasida; Piroplasmida; Babesiidae
Product: ATP synthase delta (OSCP) subunit
Exons: 3
Coding region: 1-660 (219 amino acids)
Biological process (GO): proton motive force-driven ATP synthesis
Molecular function (GO): proton-transporting ATP synthase activity, rotational mechanism
Source: RefSeq, a predicted model, not a curated record